This is a messenger RNA of Anolis carolinensis (green anole), 1338 nucleotides long. RefSeq names its product epididymal sperm-binding protein 1. Gene Ontology annotation, cellular component: cell surface. The record is from RefSeq and is a predicted model, not a curated record. Bases 23 to 937 code for a protein of 304 amino acids. NCBI's taxonomy places the organism in Eukaryota, Metazoa, Chordata, Lepidosauria, Squamata, Anolidae. Gene Ontology annotation, biological process: sperm capacitation. Gene Ontology annotation, molecular function: heparin binding. The transcript is spliced from 7 exons.
UGAUCCAAAAUAGCCUAGCCACAUGUAUAAAAGAGUUUAUUGGCCAAUGCAAAGGGAAAACGAAAUGGCUUUCAUCAUGAUAUUCCUCUUCUGUGCCUCUGCCCUUUUACCACUGCUUGUUACAGGGGAUGUCCCACCACCCUGUGUUUUUCCAUUUAUUUACCACCGGCAAUCUUAUUCUUCAUGCACCAACAUUGGAACAGGUGAGAAGACAUGGUGUGCCACAACUGCAAACUACGAUACAUCUCCUAAGUGGAAGUAUUGUUCCCCUCAAGAGUACGGUGGCAAUUCUGGUGGGAAACCCUGUGUCUUCCCUUUCACGUACAAGAAACGGACAUUUUACACCUGUACUAAUGAAGAUGCAGCAAUCGGAAGGUUCUGGUGUGCAACAACAGGAAGUUAUGAUAAGGACAAGCAAUGGAGCUACUGUGCUGAUACAAGAUUAGCUGCAAAUUCUCAGGGGCCAUGUAUCUUUCCAUUUAUUUACAAGGGAAAGUCCUACUCCUCUUGCACAACUGCUGGGGCAUCCACUGGAAAGCUCUGGUGCUCUCUCACCAGUAACUAUGACACAAACCCCAGGUGGACAUACUGUGAUCCUUCAGAACCACGUCCCUGUGCGUUCCCCUUCAUUUUUGGAGGGAAAUCGUACUCUACCUGCACCAAGAAAGGCUCUGCUGAUGGCCAGCUAUGGUGUGCCACUACCAAUAAUUAUGAAAGGGAUAGCAAAUGGAAGGCAUGUUCUAUUCAAGAGUACGGAGGGAACUCAAAAGGCAAGGUCUGUGUCUUUCCUUUCAUUUAUAAAGGGAAGACAUUCAAAAGGUGCACCAAUGAAAAUAGUUCUGAUGGACGAUUUUGGUGUGCUACAACCAGGAACUAUGACAAGGACAAGCAGUGGAGCUACUGUGCCGACACAAGUAACCAAAACCAAUGCCUGUGAUUCCACCUAUGAAAAUUUGCUAAUGGGGCAUGUGAAAAAUCUAGCUUUCCCCUUUCCUUUAUGUUCAUUUCUCAAAUUCAUGCCAGGCAUCACAGUGCUAGGAGUUCUACUACACUCGUCGGUGAGCUGCUUUGUUGAAUUGUCUAUUAACUACUUUAUAUACUUAUGAAUAUGUUUCACCAGUAAUUGCCAGCGAAACUGGAGGGAUCAUCAAUAGGAUGGGGGCUCUUGUCAACCCAGGUUUUUGGGUUUAUUAUUAUUUUUUAUUAAAAUUUCUAGACUUACAUAGGAGUAUGCAGGAUAACCAUUUUGUGGUGCCAUUUAAAUUUAGCGAGGAACUAUUCAGUUUUGAUUCUAUCUUUGCUUGAUUCUUCAAUAAACAUUCCAUUGUGUUGAUUAAA